AUGGCGGCCGUCCAGCGAGACAUCAUUGGCCGCUACAUUAUCGACAAAAUAAGCAACCACCGAAGCACGAUCAGCCGUCCAAUUCAACGCAAUGGUCUGGAUAUAAAAGGUAGAACACAUCUGAAUAUAAAAGGCGUUAUUGAGUUGAAGAAUGAUUGUUGGCAAGAGAGAACUUCAAUAAUUAAAAAAAAUUCUGAAAACGUGGCGAGUAGUAAACUUCAAACAACCCUCACUUGCGACACCAAGCACAAGUACGAAGUCGAUGGUUACUUGGACGGUCUUGUUCGUGUCGACCACAGCUCGGGCGAUUGGUUCGUAGUCGUGAAAGAGGUAGGCCAGCAGCUUCUCCUCGUUCGAAGCGUUCCGAAAUAA
Helobdella robusta is the source of this 372-nucleotide messenger RNA. RefSeq lists its product as hypothetical. The transcript has 3 exons. NCBI's taxonomy places the organism in Eukaryota, Metazoa, Annelida, Clitellata, Rhynchobdellida, Glossiphoniidae. The record is from RefSeq and is a predicted model, not a curated record. Bases 1 to 372 code for a protein of 123 amino acids.